CCCAGCCCAAGCCGGGCCAACAGGAGGAAGUGAACACACAUCUCCGCCUCGAGCCAUCAAUACGCGGGUCGUCUUCACGUCUCUUGUCCUGCGCUCUCCGUCGCCCCGUGAAAUGCAAGCGAUUAAGUGCGUGGUGGUCGGCGAUGGUGCCGUGGGUAAGACAUGUCUUCUCAUCAGCUACACCACAAACGCCUUCCCCGGAGAAUACAUUCCGACCGUGUUCGACAACUACUCGGCGAACGUGAUGGUGGACGGCAAGCCGGUGAACCUGGGACUGUGGGACACAGCCGGGCAAGAGGACUACGACCGACUGAGACCGCUCUCCUACCCGCAGACGGACGUCUUUCUCAUCUGCUUCUCGCUCGUGAGCCCAGCGUCGUUUGAGAACGUCCGUGCCAAGUGGUACCCGGAGGUGCGACACCACUGCCCCAACACCCCCAUCAUCCUGGUGGGCACCAAGCUGGACCUGCGGGACGACAAGGACACCACGGAGCGACUCAAGGACAAGAAGCUGUCCCCCAUCUCCUACCCUCAGGGGCUCGCCAUGGCCAAAGACAUCGGCAGCGUGAAGUACCUGGAGUGCUCGGCGCUGACCCAGCGGGGACUGAAGACGGUGUUUGACGAGGCGAUCCGUGCCGUGCUCUGCCCCCCGCCAGUCAGGAGCUCCUCCAAGAAGUGCAAGCUGCUGUAGUGGCGUGCUCGGGGAGGGGUGGGAGGGAAGGCCACGCGCGGCGCACGCCCCAACUCUCUCUCUCUCUCUACGUGUUCAUGCGUGGGGGGGGGACUCUACACACACACACACGCACGCGCGCGCCUACACGCGCACACACACACGUUGCCACUCGCCGCACGGUCUCGCAUGCGCACACACAUUCACUGACACGUCGUCGUUGCGUGCGCCGACGCACGCGCGCUCUCGUGCACGCACACGCAGUCCCGUACGCUCGCACCGCACCGCACACGCUCGAAUGUACUGACGUAUGUGCGUGUGCACGCACUCGCACGCUCACGCAUGCGCUCAAAUCUCAUUCCUGACCAUUCGGUGCCCAAUGCUGUAAAAGGAACGCACUCUGUGCCAUCCCAGCGCAAGAACGCAGAGACGGAGCCACUCUGGCCAAGUUGGAAGUAAAGACACCGCCGGAAGCAGCGUCUGCCACGGUGGGAACGGGUUCAGUUGAAACUGCAGUUAUCGGAGCGAAAGAAUAUUCUGCUAAUUUUGCGGUCACAGCAGACCCACGUAGUUUUUGUUACAUACGACGUUUUAAAAAUUUAACUUUAACCGGCUGCCACCUUUCCAUAUUUUUGCCGCGGGUUACUUGUUAUUUUUACGUCUUUCGUCCUGCUCUUUGCUUUGGGCUGUAUCUAAAGAAGGGGAGGUGGGGGAAGGGAUCGUCCGCUUGUGGAAGAUUACGUGGGGACUACGAGAGAUUCGGUGUGACACGGUGUGACGCAGCACACAGACACGUGCACACACACACACAGACAGACACUGGCGGUAGUGUAAACCCUCUCCUUCACCUGCUGUGAGAACACCUUUUAACGUUUUCCAUUGCACCGUAAUGAUUCGGACGCGGUGGAGGGGGGGGGGUUAAUUUAGACGGAUUUCUUUGCUUGUGGAGCAUCCGACUAAUGUGGUGUUUUAAUUAAUUAAAUCCUACAAAGGUUAAAGGAGCAACCCGCCUGCCAAGAGGUUCCACCAGAAGGAGCUCUAGAGAGAGCGAGCGAGUAUCCGGGGAAUAAUUGGGUCGACUGUUGCAUGCUGGUCAUACACGUAUGUGUGUAUGUUGAGAUUCUUUCGCGCCAUACGUAGCCAACCGUGCUAACGGGAGGUGCAGGGGAAAGGACAACAAGCUAAACACAAAAAGCAGUUCAAUUCGGGG
This is a messenger RNA of Lethenteron reissneri (Far Eastern brook lamprey), 1880 nucleotides long. Its product is annotated as ras-related C3 botulinum toxin substrate 1-like. Gene Ontology annotation, molecular function: GTPase activity; GTP binding. The record is from RefSeq and is a predicted model, not a curated record. Gene Ontology annotation, biological process: small GTPase-mediated signal transduction. NCBI's taxonomy places the organism in Eukaryota, Metazoa, Chordata, Hyperoartia, Petromyzontiformes, Petromyzontidae.